UUUCCAUUUAGUGGUUAAAAAAAAAAAGAGGAAACAUGAUGGAUGGAAGAAAUAACACAGCUGUGACCUAUUUCCUUCUGCUUGGGCUUUCGGAAUAUCCCAGGGCUCAAGUCAUCUUUUUCUGCCUACUGCUGGUGUCCUACCUCGUCACCUUGCUGGGGAAUAUUCUCAUUCUCUUCUUGAUCCACUACGAUUCCCGGCUCCACACCCCCAUGUAUUUCUUCCUCAGCAACCUCUCCUUCCUGGACAUCUGCUACACUUCUGCUAGUGUCCCUCAGAUGAUCAUUAACUGUUUAGUCAAGAUCCCCAUCAUCUCCCUGGGCCAGUGUUGGACCCAGAUGUGUGUGGGUCUCUACCUGGGAGUCGUAGAGUGUCUUCUGCUGGCUGUCAUGGCCUAUGACCGCUGCGUAGCCAUCGGCGACCCUUUACGCUACCCUGUGAGGAUGGGUCCCGAGCUCUGUGCCCAGUUGGCGGGAGCAUCCUGGGUCUCAGCUUUUCUUCUCACCGUGGUCCCAGUCCUGACUAUGCCAUUAGAAUUCUGUGGCCGGUACAUCAUCAACCACUUCUCUUGUGAACUCCUGGCCAUCCUCAAACUAGCUUGCAAUGAUCUGCGAACCUAUGAAUUGUGGAUUGUGAUGACUAGUUUCCUAACUCUACUGGCACCCUUUGCCUUCAUCCUCGCCUCCUACGGGCGUAUUCUUGUGGCUGUGCUGAAAAUGAAUUCAGCUGAGGGCAGAAAGAAGGCUUUUUCUACCUGUAGCUCCCACCUUACUGUGGUAACCAUCUUCUAUGGUACAGCUAUUUUCAUGUAUAUGAUGCCCCAGGACAAAGCCAGCAGGGACAGAGACAAGAUUAUCGCCAUGCUCUAUGGCGUUGUUACACCCAUGCUCAACCCCCUUAUCUAUAGCCUUCGGAACAAGGACGUGAAAGGGGCCUUACAGAAACUAUUAGGAGAGAAGAAUGUCCCCUAG
This is a messenger RNA of Antechinus flavipes (yellow-footed antechinus), 971 nucleotides long. Its product is annotated as olfactory receptor 13H1-like. Gene Ontology annotation, molecular function: olfactory receptor activity; G protein-coupled receptor activity. Gene Ontology annotation, cellular component: membrane. Lineage: Eukaryota; Metazoa; Chordata; Mammalia; Dasyuromorphia; Dasyuridae. Bases 36 to 971 code for a protein of 311 amino acids. The record is from RefSeq and is a predicted model, not a curated record. Gene Ontology annotation, biological process: G protein-coupled receptor signaling pathway. The transcript has a single exon.